This is a messenger RNA of Cyprinus carpio (common carp), 671 nucleotides long. It is a transcript of the gene anapc16, whose product is annotated as anaphase promoting complex subunit 16. Gene Ontology annotation, biological process: protein ubiquitination. NCBI's taxonomy places the organism in Eukaryota, Metazoa, Chordata, Actinopteri, Cypriniformes, Cyprinidae. Gene Ontology annotation, cellular component: anaphase-promoting complex; cytosol; kinetochore. The record is from RefSeq and is a predicted model, not a curated record.
GAUUACGCCGCGACGUCAGGUGGCGCUGCGACGUCCGAUCAGCGUCAAAGUGACGUAAACAAACGCACUGAGGAAACAGCAGCAGCAGCGCUUCGGGUGACGCAGACUGUGAAUGGCAGCGUCCUCGUCCUCGUCCUCGGCUGGAGGAGUCAGCGGCAGCUCGGUGACCGGAUCCGGCUUCAGCGCCUCCGAGCUCAUCCCGCCCAGGAAAGUGCUGUACACCUACCCGAAAGGAGCCGGAGAGAUGAUGGAGGAUGGAUCUGAUCGAUUUUUAUGCGAGUCUGUCUUCAGCUAUCAAGUUGCAUCCACACUGAAGCAGGUUAAACAUGAUCAGCAGGUGUCACGGAUGGAGCGUCUGGCCGGACUGGUGGAGCAGCUGGAGGCGGAUGAGUGGAAAUAUAAACCCAUCGAGCAGCUCCUGGGAUUCACGACCUCAUGACUGCAUUCAGGACAGACGGAUCAGUUUCUGUGCCUGUAAACAUAUUCAUAAGCCUGGUUUUGUUUUUGUAUGAUGUUUUGCACUGGUUUAUAAUCGCAAACACUAUGUUUUGUGAUCAUGUGUGUGAAUAUGUGUUGUGUUUUUGGAAUACUUUAACCCCAUGUUUUCACAGUGUUGGUUUUUACACGUAUGGACUCUGAAUACAUGUACAAUAAAGCCUUUUUAAGCACAA